UGGGGUUAUAGUUGAGUUUGUGAGCGGGGGAACAAAAAUACAGGCGGACCGAAGCGCGUUUCUGUUCAACACGUGUUUGUCCAGGAGCGCAGCGCCGCCGACCAGCAGCAGCAGAAAUAUGCCUAAAGCAGGGAGGGCGAGGGGGGGCGCGCAGGAGAAGAAGGUGGUCCACCCCUACAGCAGGAAAGCGGCCUACAUGGCCAGAGCUGAGGCCAAACUCACCCGCAAAGAGAAAGUGAAAAGUGAUAAAGCCAGACGUUUAAAUUUAAUAGGGGAGAAACUUUUGUGGUUCCAGAAUCAGCUGGACUCAGGGAAGCUAGAAUACUCCAAACAGGAAGCUUGUGAAAUGAUUGAGAGGUAUCUGCACCGUUUCGAUGGCGAGCUGCAGCAGAUCGAGCUGGCCAACAGCAUCAAAGGCCGGCAGGGUCGACUGCACGGCUCCAGAGAGGCUGUUCUAAAGCAGAGCAUCGAGCGAGAGCGGGCGGAGUUUGAGGGUAAUGGGUUUGAGAUCCCGGAUAUAAUCAACUCCAAACAUUUGAAGACUUUCAGAGAGUGGAACGGUGAUCUGAAGAAACUGCCCAACAUCAAGAUGAGGAAGGUUUCAGCUAAAGGGACUGACAGCAAACCCACCACAGAGCAGCGCAUCGAGGAAGAGGAAGAGGAGGAGGAGCCUGUGGACAGUGAGGAAGAUGCCUGUCAGGACUCUGAUGAACUUCUGGAUGAUGAUCUUUGAUGCAGCACAAGCAUUGAGGUCACAUGACUUUAAUGCUUCUGUUUCUCGUGAAGAACUGUCUGCAGUUACAGGGUGUGUGUUGCCCACAGAGAGACUUUGAAACACAGUGAAAAGUGUGAAUGAGUGUGAAACAUUGAGAGAAUGUUUGCAGGUUUGUAUGUCUGGCACGAGAGGGUUGCCAAGGUUCUGCCCUGUUUAUACUCCAAUAAAAGACUGACCCCUUA
Messenger RNA from Astyanax mexicanus (Mexican tetra), 957 nucleotides. RefSeq names its product translation machinery associated 16 homolog (gene tma16). The transcript has 7 exons. NCBI's taxonomy places the organism in Eukaryota, Metazoa, Chordata, Actinopteri, Characiformes, Acestrorhamphidae. Gene Ontology annotation, cellular component: nucleus. Bases 119 to 733 code for a protein of 204 amino acids. The record is from RefSeq and is a predicted model, not a curated record.